Annulohypoxylon maeteangense is the source of this 1860-nucleotide messenger RNA. Its product is annotated as P-loop containing nucleoside triphosphate hydrolase protein. NCBI's taxonomy places the organism in Eukaryota, Fungi, Ascomycota, Sordariomycetes, Xylariales, Hypoxylaceae. The record is from RefSeq and is a predicted model, not a curated record. Gene Ontology annotation, molecular function: ATP hydrolysis activity; ATP binding. The transcript is spliced from 4 exons. The coding region runs from base 1 to 1860 and encodes 619 amino acids. Gene Ontology annotation, biological process: cellular response to heat. Gene Ontology annotation, cellular component: cytoplasm.
AUGUCUUCUCAAUCUAACGACCAUAUAAAUCAGAUUACAGCGAAAUUCCCAGGGUGUUCUCGGGAUACUGCAUCGAACUGCUUAUAUGCAAUUCUUCCUCCAGACCCUCCGUCUGACGAUGAUGAUACUCAAAGUCAGCAAAAUGACGACAAAAGCGAAUCUGAGAUCAGCGCACUGGUUGGCGAAUUGGAUUUGGAAGACCAGCGCAACAAGACACUCAAGGGUGCCUCUUGGAUGCCCAAGCUGCCGACCCUCUCAGUGUCUGAGGGCUUUAUCAUGUCUCCUCACGACCCAUCUGUGUUCGAGCUUCGCAAGUUUCUUGGAGCAAUCCAGGCCGGUCAAUUCGACGCGCACAGAGUCCGAGAUUAUUUAGGUUUAUACGACAAAGAUAUCCUCGAUGCGAUCCUGAAUGCCGAUAUUGAUGGGUAUCCGGCGAUGUUUUACGUCGUCGCCACCAAUGAUAUCGGCAUCAUUCGCCAAUGGAUCAAACACGGAGGAGAUCCUAACGUGACUUGGGGGCCCAAUAACUUCCCCUUGAUCGCCUUUUCCAUUAUUAAUGGAGGCCAAACCAUGUACGAAGCCUGGAGGACCCUCGCUACGCUCCUCAGAUUCGGCGCGGAUUGUCGGGUCAUCCCUCAAUCUUUCUAUGACCCCUAUUGUCGAGUUCUACCGGAAGAUGGGCCAUCUCGAGCGGAACUUCAUGAUAUCGAAGACCAGAACAAGCGGUGGUGCACGGCUGAGGUGCGCGCCUGCCUUGCCGGAGCUCUUAACUUAUCGCAGAGGUACGACCUCGACAGAUCCAGCAAGACUAAACCAUAUUCCGGUCGUGAGAAAGAGGUGUUGUUUCGACAGAGCGCUGAAGAAGUUAUGGGUCUCCGCCAGAUGAUCGUUGCCCAGUCGAUUGCCGCCCGGUGGCUACAGAGAAAACUGCUCGUCAAUCUCGCUCGGCAAAAGCGGAAGCCGUUUAUAUUGGUUUUUGCAGGUCCUAGCGGCCAUGGGAAAACGGAACUCGCUCGAAGAUUCGGAGAUCUCAUUUCAUCGAACUUACACGUGGUGGACUGUACCAUUUUCAAGCAUGACAAUGAAUUGUUCGGACCACGUCCCCCAUACUCGGGACACGAGGAUGGUUCACCAUUGAAUAACUUUCUGGUCCUCAAUGCGGGGGAACGGGCCAUUGUAUUCAUGGACGAAUUCGAAAAGACAAGUGAUGAUAUACACAACACUUUAUUAUUACCUUUCCAAGACGGCCGGUACGAAGACCGUCGAAAUGGUAAAAUUGUUGACUGCUCCAAGACUAUUUGGAUACUUGCUACGAAUAAAUUGGAUGACAGCAUCCACUCCUUCUGCGACGCAAACAAGGAUGUUAUCUUUCAAUCAGAAGAUGAUCAGGCUCAGGAUAGGCUUGUAGAGAAGCUCCUCCGUCAACUGCGCACAGAGUUUAUCGGACACUUUGGUGCACCGUUAGCCGGUCGCAUUACUGAAAUCCUUCCAUUCCUUAUUUUUUCUCCACAUGAGUCAGCUGUAAUCGUCCAUAGAGUAUUAAUGGAUUUGGAAAGGGAAGUAGCCCGACGUGUGCAUCUAUCCACGAAUAAAGAAGACGAUAUAUAUGUCGGAAAUAUUAACAUCCGCAUUAAGAAAGACGCAGUCGUGUGUUCUAAGCUUGCGGAUGAUGGGUACGAUAAGAAGACUGGCGCACGUAGCAUUGCACGAGCUGUGGAGCGGGGUGUUGAGGAUUCUCUCAUUAGCCAGUACCUCAAAGACGGAGAUGAGUUUGACGAGAACCAACCUACCACUUACUUCGAUAUCGACGUUAACGUCGACGGCGAAGUUGAGGUUAGACUGGCGCUGGAUUCUUAUUAG